This is a messenger RNA of Hyphopichia burtonii NRRL Y-1933, 1641 nucleotides long. RefSeq names its product MFS general substrate transporter. Gene Ontology annotation, molecular function: transmembrane transporter activity. Gene Ontology annotation, biological process: transmembrane transport. Lineage: Eukaryota; Fungi; Ascomycota; Pichiomycetes; Serinales; Debaryomycetaceae. The record is from RefSeq and is a predicted model, not a curated record. The transcript has a single exon. The annotation marks the transcript as partial.
AAAUCAAGAGGGGUUUCCCGUAUUGAGGCUGUCCAUGAUUAUAUGUCUUCGGGAUUCACUUUAAAAUAUAUCUUCUUCGCUUCCAUUUUCAUUACUGCAACGGUGAAAGCAUUAGAAUCUUCAACCGUUAGUAACUAUACCCAAUUUGCUACUUCAUCGUUUGGCCAUCAUUCCAUGUUGUCUACUUUACAAAUUGCAACCUCAAUUAUCUCUGCUAUUUGUAAACCAUUCUUAGCUAAAUUUUCUGAUUUAACCUCGAGACCAACUACUUACGUUGUAGUAUUAACCAUUUAUGUCAUAGGUUAUAUAAUUAUAGCUUGUUCUCCUACUAUCACUGCUUAUGUUAUUGGGUCUGCUUUUGUUUCUGUUGGUGAUUCAGGUUUGGAAUUAUUGAAUAGUAUCAUUAUUGCUGAUUUAACUCCUUUACAAUACAGAGGUGUCGUUAGUGGGAUCUUGGCUAGUCCUUAUCUUGUUACUACCUGGAUCUCCGGUUACAUUGUUCAACAUUUCGUUGCAGUUAAUUGGAGAUGGGGUUACGGAAUGUUCUGUAUCUUGAUUCCUGCUUGUUUACUUCCUGCUAUAGUAAUCAUGUUUGUAUUAGAUCAUAAAGCUGAAAAGCAAGGUUUGAAAAAAUUGAGUGCUAAUCCUCUUGUUGAACAUAAAGAUAAAUUUUUCAGUUUAACCACUAUUAAAACUGCCUUGAUUGAAAUUGAUGCCUUUGGUUUAAUCCUUUUAGGUUUUGCUUUCAGUUUAUUAUUAUUACCUUUCUCCCUUUAUCCAACCGCAGAAAAUGGUUGGAAAAAUCCAAGUAUGAUUGCAAUGAUUAUCGUUGGUGGUAUCUUAUUCAUCGCUUACUGCUUAUACGAAUCCCUCUGGGCUCCUUUCCCUUCAAUGCCUAGAAGAGUUUUAAUUAAUAAAACUUUCAUUUGUUGUGUUAUUAUUGAUUUCGUUUAUAUGCUUGCUGGUUAUAUUCGUCUUCUUUAUUUUAGCUCUUAUACUUACGUUAUCACUAAUUGGUCAGUUAAAAAUUGGACCUAUUUUUCAAAUACUUUAACUAUGGGUCUUUGUUUCUUUGGGGUUGUUGCUGGUAUUAUCCAUAGACUUACUCACCGUUAUAAAUUAUUUCAGGUUUUUGGUCUUUCAGUGAAAAUCAUCGGGAUGGGUUUAUUCGUUAUGUUGACUACUCAAGGUAUUAAUAAUGGUGUCUUGAUUUCAUCUACCAUCCUUGAUUCUAUUGGAUCAGCCUUUUCAGUUAUUGCAACUCAAGUUGCCGCUCAGGCUGCUGUUCCUCAUCAAGAUUUAGCAACUACCAUAUCUUUAUUAUCUUUAUACUCUUCCAUUGGUGCUGCUAUCGGUUCUGCUAUUGCUGCUCCAAUUUGGAGUUCUAAAUUAACUAAAUAUUUAGGUGAAUACACCAACUUGAAUUCUACUGAAAUUGCUGAAUACUUGGGUAGUACUGAAUAUGCCCGUUCUCUUCCUUGGGGUUCUCAAGAAAGAAAUGAUGCCUUAAGAGCUUAUAAUAAAACAUGUUAUUACUUAUUUGUUCCCGCCUUAGCAUUAACUUUCAUUUCUUUGAUUGCUGCAUGCUUUCAAACCGAUUUUUACCUUGGUAAACAAUUAAAUUGUGUUGAAGGUGAACAA